AACGCAGUUGUGUUCUCGACCCAAGAGAAGUACUACACGAACAUCUGAAAACGCUUUAGACGUGUGCUACUAAUUGUGAACGCUACUCGAAAGAAUCUCCAUAACAGCAGCAUCGCUGCCAGCUAUCUGUCUUAUCUUACCAGAGAACGAAACAAAGACAAGAGAGGAAAUUAUUUCUUACCGCAAACUAUCAAAGCUUUUAAAGACCGGUUAUCGUUUUAAGAGGUUAUUGCGCACAACACCACAAUCUAGUGCACGACCCACGAUAUAUAUAACCUGCCGUAUCAGUCUACAGCUGUAGCAUUUGUCUGAAGUACUUUCGAAGAGAAGAUCUCUUGUAUCAAAGUCAACAAAGGAUAAAAGAACUAUGGCUAUAAAUAGAGGCUCGUCCCCAUGUAAACUCAUUCGUAUUGGAUUCUUGUUGUUACUUGGCCUUAGCACGAUUUACCUGACAAACGGGAGUCAAAAUAAACGAAAGAUACUGGCUAGCAUCCGAAAGUAUUGUCGUGCAAUGCAGUGGUUUGACAAACGGCAGCGUCAUAUAUGCACCAAACAUCCUGAAAUGAUCCGACAUGUAAAGAAAGGCGUUGAAAAUGCUUUAGAAGAAUGCAGAAGGCAGUUCAAGGAUUACCGAUGGAAUUGCUCUCCCCUCACUUGGAAUCAAGUUUUUUCGGAAGAAGGGCUUCUCAAAAAACGUUCUCGAGAAACGGCGUUCGUGCAAGCCCUCACUGCCGCAAGUGUGAUGAUGGAAAUAUCCCAAGCAUGCGCAGCAAACGGCAAAAAAGGAAAACCAUGUGGCUGUGGUUCACAACCAAAAUCGAAACGUCGGUCAAAUAACAGUAAAAGAAAACCAAGAGAUGUUAACGAAUUUUGGCAAGGUUGUCCUCAUAACCUACAGUAUGGCUUUUAUUUUGCCAAGCGAUUUAUGGAUCCACGUAGGGUUACAAACCACGCGCGGAAGACACGCGCUCACAACCAGGAGGUCGGACGAAAGCUGGUACGAAAAUUAAGAGUAAAAAAAUGUAAAUGUCACGGCAAGUCCGACACGUGUGCGUACAAAAUAUGUUGGUAUGUCACGCCGCCGAUCACGAACGUCGGUGAUCAUUUGUGGAAGAUGUACAACAGAUCCGUACGCUCGCAGUGGAACAAAACAUCCAACUUCUUGUACAGGAAAGAUCGCUCGCGACGUGAGAAAAUCACGUCGACCAAACUUACCUAUUUCGCGCCCUCAGAGAACUUUUGCCAGCGCAAUCUUCACAUGAGCAUCAUGGGAACGCGUGGUCGCCAAUGCAACAGCACGUCAACCGGGAGCGACAGCUGCAAGUCUAUGUGCUGCGGUCGAUCUUUUAAGACAAAAUACGUAAAACGGAAAGGAAAGUGUAACUGUAGAUUUGUUUGGUGUUGUCAAGUCGAAUGUGAUCAGUGUGAUAUCAACGUUAAAGUUGAGACUUGUUUAUAGACCUGUAUUGCUUUCUUUUGUUAUUUUGUUUCAUUCUGAAUUUGCUGUUUUUCAAUACCCUAUGAGUCAGUUACAAUGACAACUAUAUUUCAUACAUGUAUGCUUGGAAGUGAAAACUAUUUAGUAAACGCUAAA
Xenia sp. Carnegie-2017 is the source of this 1594-nucleotide messenger RNA. Its product is annotated as protein Wnt-2-like. Lineage: Eukaryota; Metazoa; Cnidaria; Anthozoa; Malacalcyonacea; Xeniidae. The transcript has 4 exons. The record is from RefSeq and is a predicted model, not a curated record. Gene Ontology annotation, molecular function: cytokine activity; frizzled binding. The coding region runs from base 368 to 1459 and encodes 363 amino acids. Gene Ontology annotation, cellular component: extracellular region. Gene Ontology annotation, biological process: multicellular organism development; cell fate commitment; neuron differentiation.